Molecule: messenger RNA, 321 nt
Organism: Symbiodinium sp. CCMP2592
Lineage: Eukaryota; Dinophyceae; Suessiales; Symbiodiniaceae
Source: the annotation of a GenBank genome assembly
AUGGCAGCGGAUGCAAAGGCCAAGUCCAAGGGGAAGGGCAAGAGGAGCGGCGAUAGCGAGCGCAAAGAUGACGCUGAGACUCAGAGGCCUUCCGCCGAAGUCUUGACAGAACAGCUUUGCGAGGCAAUCAAUGGCGGCGCCACCGCACAAGCCGAAGACCUCUUCAGCCAGAUGGUCGACUGGACAGCGAGCUCCGUCGAGAGGACUCUGUGCGCCAGCAGCACUACGUGUCCGAGCUGGAAGCGGCUGCUGUGGCCGCAUUGCCUGACUCUGACAGCUCCGAGGACGAAGGCGCAGCGCGGCGCAGCUAAACCAUCCUGA